Microdochium trichocladiopsis is the source of this 1227-nucleotide messenger RNA. RefSeq lists its product as uncharacterized. The annotation marks the transcript as partial. The record is from RefSeq and is a predicted model, not a curated record. NCBI's taxonomy places the organism in Eukaryota, Fungi, Ascomycota, Sordariomycetes, Xylariales, Microdochiaceae. The transcript is spliced from 3 exons.
GAUAGGCCACCGCCAAACGCCAUCAUUGCCUCCCAACAGAACUGUCCACAAGAAAUGACACGGGCUGGGUUCGGGGAGCUUUGUGUGCUGCCUCUGGGCUUCAAGCUGCAGUGGCGGAGUAUCCUUCGGCAGCUGCACGCACCGUCAGUUGUUUUCAACCAGCUGUCAACGUUCGUCUUUCACGCGCAAUGUAUCAACCAGGCCGGCCCCCCGAAGACAAAUGACAUCUCACGGGAAUCCCAUGCCAUCGCCAACCCGGCUUUCUCGCAAGAGUUGAUGGGUGGUGUGAUAACUGCCACCUCCCGGGUCGCGGCAUCGUGGCAGCUCGUCCAAGCUCUCCAGACAUUCAUCCUCACCAGCACCAAUGUCGAGAUCCGGAACGACUUCCGACUCCCCGCCGCGAGAUGCGCCCUCAUUAGCAUGCUGUCCCUCGAUAUGGAUCAUGGUCACAUUUCAACCGCACUUCACUUGCGUCCGCUGGAAAAGCCUUGGGAUGUUCCCGAACAGCUGUGGACUCUCGUGCGCGAGGCUGCUGUUAAUCAAUGGCAGCUUCAACAGGAUAACACGACCGUCAUUAGCCUUCGCACGGCUACUCCAAAGACUCUGGCUGGGAUCCUGGGUACCCUCGAGAAGGCCCUCGUCCCCUGCUUAUCAUCGCCCGACCACAAGCGGCUCGACAUUGAGCUGCUCAUUCUCCGUUCUCGGUUCUAUCUCAAAGCGGGAGACACUGCUAUGCGGUGGAGAGACUUUCGUGGCAUGGCUAUUGAUGAGAACCAAGAGAUCGGCACCCUUGUUGGUCUGUUCAACAAGCUCGUGCUGACGAGCACGUCUUCGCCACCUGAGCGGAUCGUUAUGGUACCAAACGGCAAUCCGCAAGUCGAAAGAACUCCAGGACACGUGUCUGUGCACAUAAUCGAGAGCACAAAACCCUGUCUCUCCGCAUAUCGAGUUGACACACUUCUCGGGUGUCUUGUAGACGGCGGAGACCUAGUGAGCAAGCUAUUUCUGUGUCUCCCUCAUGCCUUGACGGCUUUCUGCAUGCCUGACGAGCUCACCUCGUGGACAGGCAUAGAGGAGGCGCUGCGCAUUCUGCGAUCCGCCGCUGUCAGGUCGGCCAAUGGAUUCACGAAAGUAUCCAGCUCAAUACUCACGAAGAUUGCUGCCUUGACUCCAAAGCGGGAAGUUCAUCCCCAAGCAGCUGCGUGUGAUGCAGACGAUGCACUGUGA